AUGAAGUCACACACACUAACCGUUCGUGUUAGCACUGGUAACGUGCGAGGCAGUGGUAGAACGCUACGAGGUCCUGCAGAUGGUGUUGCGACCACGGCACUUGCUUUCUCGACCUUCCCGCCUUCCUUCCUUCUCACCAUAUUCAAAUCGCCCUUCCACCUUCUUCUCCCAAGUCCUACAACGUCAGAACCACUCGCUUCCCCCCACGUUCAACAACCACCUGGCUACACAUGUCGUCGAUUAACCAGACCCCUUCAAAGCACGCUGAGUCACCAAGACACGGCCUAG
This is a messenger RNA of Mesocestoides corti, 288 nucleotides long. The record is from the annotation of a GenBank genome assembly. Lineage: Eukaryota; Metazoa; Platyhelminthes; Cestoda; Cyclophyllidea; Mesocestoididae.